AUGAACGUCCCAACACGCCGCCUUGCCACGGCCGUGGUGGGCUUUUCACCCUUGCAAUGCCGCCUUGCAAGCUCUUCUGUGCGCCAAGCUGUGAAAACUCCUCCAGCCAAACCUUCCUCUCCCACUCCAUCGUCCCGCGUUACGAGAUCAUAUAAACCGUUUGUCUCUCCCUCUUAUAAUAGCACACAAAAACCCAAUAUCUCUUCCUCACCACCACCUCCUCCUCCUCCUUCACAUGGCCCCAAAGCAGACACUCUCCUCGACAUAUGGCGCCGUGCCUGGCUCCCCCUAACCGGCGCUUCUAUCCUUGCUGGGUUUCUAGGCUUCUACAUCCUCGGCACAACAGUCGCAACCAUUAAAUCUUCCCCUUGCUCCUCUUCUGCCCCCUGCGAACAUGCCACGCCUACCGGCCGGCCCCCCGCCCUGAGCGGCGACAACGCCGAGCAGUUCGACAAGGAGCUCAACCUCCCCGAGUGGUGGAUGGGCAUCACGAAGCUACGCAAGAAGCUUGCCGUCCACGCAAAGGGCACCGUCCUCGAGCUCGCCAUGGGCUCUGGCCGAAACCUCGAGUACUACAAUUGGGAGCCCCUGAGUACUGCAGUCGAGGCCGCCAGGACAGGUAACAUCCCCCCGCCAAAGAUUCCCCAGGGCAUCACAUCCUUCACAGGACUUGACAUAUCCGUCGACAUGCUCGAUGUGUCGCGGCAGAGACUCGCCAAGUCCGUCCCGCCUAUGGCCGCCUCUGCGCCCAUCGUUAAAGCCUCGUCCAUGGCCGACCAUACAGGCGGCCAGCUCUCCUUCUUGGAUGGCCACGUCCGCCUCGUCAAUUCGGAUGCACACCACCCGCUACCCCCUCCUACUCAUACCGAGAAAUACGAUACCAUCAUCCAGACCUUUGGCCUCUGCUCCGUCUCCGACCCCGUCGCCGUGCUGUCUAACCUCGCUACCGUUGUCCGACCUGGUACCGGCCGCAUAAUCCUGCUGGAACACGGUAAGGGCUAUUAUGGCCUGGUGAAUGGGUUGCUGGAUAAGAAUGCAGGGAAACACUUUGCAAAGUAUGGGUGCUGGUGGAAUAGGGAUAUCGAAGCCAUUGUCGAAGAUGCAGUGAGCGCAACGCCUGGCCUGGAGGUGGUUAAAAUCGAGCGACCAAACAUCACACAGAUGGGAACCCUGGUUUGGGUCGAACUGAAAAUGGCAACCAAGGAGAAGACGGCAUGA
This is a messenger RNA of Trichoderma virens Gv29-8, 1218 nucleotides long. RefSeq lists its product as uncharacterized. NCBI's taxonomy places the organism in Eukaryota, Fungi, Ascomycota, Sordariomycetes, Hypocreales, Hypocreaceae. Bases 1 to 1218 code for a protein of 405 amino acids. The record is from RefSeq and is a predicted model, not a curated record. The transcript is spliced from 2 exons.